UGUUCCGUCUCCUUCCGAUUCCCGACCUCCGACUGUCUUCCCCCUUUUACUCCUCUUUCCAUCUCCACCUCCGCCGCCGCUGCUUCCCGUUUCCUCCUCCGCUGCGUUGCUCCGCUCCUUUCUCUUAACUUUCCUCUUCCCUCUUCCGCUCCCCCUCCACUUUCCUCUGCCGCAGUCCGCACUCCACCAUUUGUCAGUUUGAGAUGAAUUAAAGGGAUCUCAAAGGUGAAUAAAGUUAUUCAGUCCCUGCAAACUGAAUAGAUUUAUGCAAGUUAAAAUGGAAAUUUGGUGGGAUUAGAACUGCAACACCCUUAAAACACUUCAGAUUAUCUAGCAAGAGCUUUUCCAGGCAAAUGGCGAUGGACAGUAUACACCAUGGUGGUUCAAGAGGUGCUCUGAUUGUUUUGGAAGGAUUGGACCGAAGUGGAAAAACAUCUCAAUGCAGUAGACUAGUUUCACACUUAGAAGGGAAAGGGAUAUCAGUUGAAGCAUGGCGAUUCCCAGAUAGAAAAACUGACAUUGGUACAAUGAUAUCAUCAUAUCUUGCCAACAUAUCCCAACUGGAUGAUCAAGCAGUUCAUUUGCUUUUUAGUGCAAACCGUUGGGAGAAGAGAUUAUCAAUGGAGACUAAGUUAAGGAGUGGAACUACCAUUGUGGUUGACCGUUAUUCCUACUCAGGAGUGGCCUUCUCCGCUGCCAAAGGACUGGAUAUAGAAUGGUGUAAGGCUCCUGAGACAGGGUUGAUAGCUCCUGAUCUAGUAAUCUACCUUGAUUUACCACCAGAGGAAGCAGCAAAAAGAGGAGGUUAUGGAACAGAGAGAUAUGAGCAGCUUGAGUUCCAAAGGAAUGUGGCCCAGCAAUAUCAGAAGCUUCGUGAUAGUACAUGGAAGGUUGUUGAUGCCCAACUUCCAGUGGAGGAUCUAGAGAUGCAGCUAAGAAAGUUUGCACUGGAGUGUAUAGCAACAUGUCAGAAGAAAACCAUCUCCCCUCUCUGGCCGAGCAAGUAGCAUUUGUUUGCAUGGAACUCAAGCAAAUACUGCCAUCAUUUUCCGAUGGUUUUAUUGCACUAUCUAAUCCUCAACAGUCCAGACUCUGUUACGCUAUUUCCUUGCUGUGAUGAUGCCACCAUCACCUGCCACAAACUUCAACUCCAUGCAUGUGCUUUUACAAGUGAAUCAGCGCAGCAGUGAAAAUUCUUUACAUGAUUUCAAGCUUCAUCAUAGAACAGUGCAUCUUAUAUUCUUUGCAAACUAAUGUUCCUCAAUCACAAUUUCUUUUAUUCAAGCUGCAUUACAUUUUCCCUUUCCUUUUACAUAUACUUGGAUUGUUUUAUAGAUGCUGGUGGAUGAGUUGGGAAACAAAAACUCAAAAUCUUCUAGGCUUGAGCAUGUAGUAUUGCUUACUGUCAGUGUUAAUUAUCCUCUACUCAGUAUGAGUUAUGCUAAUGGGCUCCAACAAGACCCCACUCACAGCAGCAGCGAAAAUGCUUCACAUGAUUUCAAGCUUAAUCAUGGAACAGAUUGUUAAGUUUCAAACUGAUGUUACAUCUUUAAACCGAAGUUGCAUUACAAUUGUCCUCUUUUUUCCAAGUAUUCAAAAUGCUUGAGAGAUGGUGUUGGAUCAUAUGGAAAAUAAGAAAGUCAGAUCUUAUGGCAUUUGAGGCAUGUAGUAUUGCUUACUGUAAGGUUUUAAUCGUCCCUUCCUCAAUAUUUGAGGCAUGUAGUAUUGCUUACUGCAAGGUUUUAAUUGUCCUUUCGAUAUUUGAGUUUGCUAAUGGGUUCUGACAAUCAUAGAGGGCAGCCAUGAAGAUUCUGCACAUGAUUUCAAACUUAUCAUAGAGCAGUACAAACUUAUAUUUUGACUCAAA
This is a messenger RNA of Phoenix dactylifera (date palm), 1867 nucleotides long. Lineage: Eukaryota; Viridiplantae; Streptophyta; Magnoliopsida; Arecales; Arecaceae. The record is from RefSeq and is a predicted model, not a curated record.